AUGGCUUCACAAAUGUAUUCACGAUAUGUUCCUCCGUCCAGGAAGAGUGUUCCGGCAGUACGAGAAGUCUCUGCACCAAUUCUGGACCGGCCAGAUCCUGAACCUUCUCAUCCAGCCCCGCCAAAAACUCGACAGGAUGCUUCCUCUACGUACGCGCGAUAUGUUCCUCCCUCAAAAAACAAAUCAAAGCCGACAUCUACUCCUGCAAAAUCUCCUACAAACAGCUCUUCGCCAUCUGUUGCAAAGCGGAAACGGGAAAACGAGACUGAACUGUUGGAAGUGUUAAAUCCAGUCAAGAAGGAGAAGAAGGAGACGAAGGCUGUGACUGUCAAUGGCACGCAGAGUACGGCACAUGUUGAUGAUGGGCAGACUGAACAAAUGGAGCAGAAGGUUGGGAGGUCAAGCUUAGAGACGGAUAAGCUUGUGGCAGAUGGGAUUAGAUCCAAGGAGAAGAACGUAGCGAUGAAAAAAGACUCAAAGGAGAAGAAAGUCUCGAAGUCUUCUGCGGAGACCAAAAAACCAACAGAAUAUGAGGCAUUAGAACAGACCGCUAGCGGAUAUGCUGCGCCGAAACAGUCUAAACAGAAAAAGAAGAAGCGUCGGGAUGAAGAAGAACAAUCUGCAAAUGGCGUUGACGGGAAUGCUGAGGACUUGCGGCACAAUAAACUGAUGGAGAAGCGGCAAAAAUCUUUAAGGAAGGCAGAGAAGCUUGCAAAGUCCCAGGAACUCCCUGACGAAGAAGAUAUACUCAUGCCAGAUGUCCCAAUUCAAGUCCACGACCUUGGCCCUCUUCCUCAACCUGAGCCUGUUCCGGAGCUGCCAUCUCUUCCAAUAUCAGCCUCGCUUCCCAAAUGGCUUGCAUCUCCUAUAAGAGUCUCGCCUACUGCUACCGCUAAGUUUGAGGAAAUUGGGAUUCCAGAGGAUGUUACCAAAGUUCUUCAUCAGAAAGGCUAUAUCCAGGCUUUUGCUGUGCAAGCGGCAGUCCUGCCACUACUUCUACCCGGGGAAAACGUUGACCCUGGAGAUGUCCUUGUUUCAGCAGCUACUGGUUCUGGUAAAACGUUGUCAUAUGUGUUACCCAUGGUUGAGGACCUUAGUCGGUACUCGACACGGGGCCUACGAGGUCUCAUUGUGAUGCCAACAAGAGAGCUUGUCACACAAGCUCACCAGGUUUCGGAAAUAUGCGCUUCGGCAUUUGCUCGAGGAGAUGGAUAUACCCAUCGAGUUAAGAUUGGAACAGCCGUAGGGAAUGAGACAAUAGAGGUCGAGCGGCGAAACAUCAUGGGUGAUCACUUGGUCUAUGAUACCGAGCGAUAUGAUGCGGAGAUGAAGGAAGCAAAUAUUCCGUGGAAGUCGAUUGAAGUCGAAUCAAGGGUCUUCGGCCGAGAACAGUCUCGGUCGAAAAUUCGAGGUGAUGUUGUCAAGUCCUGGCCCCAGGUCGACAUUCUCAUUUGCACUCCUGGAAGACUGGUGGACCACCUCAAAUCCACUCCCGGAUUCUCGAUCUCGCAUUUACAAUGGCUCGUGGUCGAUGAAGCAGACAAGCUGCUGGAUCAGAGCUUUCAGCAGUGGCUACCUACAGUCAUGGCUGGAAUUAGACAAAAGCAAGCUGUCAGGAAAGUCAUUCUCAGCGCUACAAUGACUAGGGAUGUGGGCAAGCUGAACCAAUUGAAGCUCAUUCGGCCAAAACUGGUCGUUUUGGAUGGUACAGGCCAUGAUGAGAAUGAGACGAGCGGUACUGGUCACGUUCUUCCGUCAUUGUUGAUGGAGUCUAGUGUCAAGGUUGACGAUGAAACUGUCAAACCGUUGUACCUCAUGGAACUCAUGAAACGCGAGAAGGUUAUUUCUCCAACAGAAGCCUCUUCAGAUGAGGAUCACUCCUCCUCGGAAUCAGACUCAGAUUCGGACUCCUCAGACUCAGACUCGUCUAAUUCCGAUGAAGAAGGCUCAUCAGAUGCAAGCCCGGCCGUUCCCAGCAGAGAGAUCUCGGAUAAGGUCGCUACGGACUCGCCUCACGGUGUCUUGAUAUUCACCAAGUCUAAUGAAUCCGCUGUCAGAUUGGGCCGCUUAUUGGCUCUUAUCUCACCAUCAUUGUCCUCGUCUAUCCGAACCCUGACCGCAACAACACCACGAGCUUCCCGGGAACGUACCAUCACAUCCUUUACCUCUGGCAAGAUCUCUAUAAUUGUGGCCAGUGACCUCGCCUCUCGUGGUCUAGAUCUUCCAAACCUAGCACAUGUGAUAAAUUACGAUGUUCCCAGUAGCAUCGAAAGUUAUGUUCACCGGAUUGGACGAACCGCAAGAGCUGGCAAGAAAGGAAAUGCAUGGACUCUAUUCACAGCUACUGAAGGAAGAUGGUUCUGGAACGAGAUUGGGAGGUCUGAGAGCAUUGAACGAGCAAAUGGCUCAAAGAUAGGUAGGCUGACUAUCAAAGAGGAUGCCUUUGCUUCACUGCGGCCAAGGUAUGAGGAAGCAUUGGAGACUCUAGGAAAGGAAGCUUCGAGCUCGAAAGCUGCAAAGACAUAG
Cadophora gregata is the source of this 2526-nucleotide messenger RNA. RefSeq names its product ATP-dependent RNA helicase dbp6 (gene DBP6). Gene Ontology annotation, molecular function: ATP binding; nucleic acid binding. Bases 1 to 2526 code for a protein of 841 amino acids. The transcript has a single exon. NCBI's taxonomy places the organism in Eukaryota, Fungi, Ascomycota, Leotiomycetes, Helotiales, Ploettnerulaceae. Gene Ontology annotation, cellular component: nucleus. The record is from RefSeq and is a predicted model, not a curated record.